AUGACGGCAACAUUGACGACUAUGUAUACAACCACAAAAGUCGAUACUUUAGUGUUCCCUUAUGAUAUAUUCGGUAGCAAUGAUCUUGUUAUUGGUGUUAAUACAACAUUCACAUCAUUGAAUGAGUUAACAUCAUAUAUCGACGAGGGAUUGAACACAACUUUCAUCGAUGUUUACAUGGCUGACGUGUCCACUGGUCAUACAGCGUUUUUGGCGGUGGCGAUGUUUACUCUCUCAUUAGUGACUGUUCUGGGAAAUGCUAUUGUGAUUUAUGCACUACGCACAAAUCGCCACUUACGAACGGUAAUAGACUUGAUGUUUGCUUAUGGAGAUCUUGAAAGGUCUUUAAUUAAAAUUUUUCAAUUUGUUUUGAUUACUAACAGUCUUCUUAUUCUUCUCGAUGAAUUAGUUGACAUGCACUCUGAAGCAAAAGGGAUAAAAGGCAAAAGAUCAAAAGAAUAA
This is a messenger RNA of Adineta ricciae, 462 nucleotides long. The record is from the annotation of a GenBank genome assembly. Lineage: Eukaryota; Metazoa; Rotifera; Eurotatoria; Adinetida; Adinetidae.